AUGGCUUCUCUUCAUGACAGUCCAGCUUCCAUACCCCAUUUCUUAAGGAUCAUUCUAGAUAAGACUUCUAAAAAGACCAGAAUUAAAAUUCCAAUGAAGUUUUCGACGAGAUAUGGAGAGAAUUUAUCAAGUCCAGUACAUCUUAAGCUUCCAAGUGGCUUAGAAAUGGAAAUAGAACUCAGAAGAUCCAACGAUGGUUGGGUUUGGUUUGACAAGGGUUGGCCAGAGUUCUCAAAGUUGUGCUCUCUUGACUAUGGUAAUUCGCUAGUCUUUGGAUAUGAAGGGAACUCCAACUUCUCUGUGUUUAUAUUUGAUAAAACUGCUACAGAAAUUGAAUAUCCUAAGCCCGAGAUGGAAGAAACUGAUUCUGAUUCUGAAGAAGAUGAUGAGACAGGCCAUGCCAGAGGAGAAAUCAUAAGAGAGAAUGAUAUGCCAACAAAGAAAGAUUUUGGAGGCUCAUCUAGCAGUCGAAUUUUCCUUGGGAGGAUGCAUCCAUUGACUAAAGGUGAAAAAGCUCUGGCUCUUGAGAGAGCCAAUGCUUUCGAAUCUGAAUAUCCUUAUUUCUUGGUUGCCAUUCAACCGGUUUAUAUCCACCGAGGCUACCUGCAUUUGCCAUCCGAAUUUGCAAGGAGACAUCUUGUCAAGCAGCGUGCACGUAACAUAAUCCUUAAGAUUUUAGAUGGAAGAACUUGGGUUGUCGAAUUCAAGUAUGAAACUUCAAUAACUCGAUUCCAGCGUGGCUGGUUGGCAUUUGCAAGGGACAAUAAUUUGAAAGUCGGUGAUGUAUGUGUUUUUGUAUUGAUUGACUGCAAUGAACGUUUAUUUGAAGUAUUCUUUUAUCGCACCAACAAUGCUGAAGAUUGCCCCUUGUCACCAGGCCAUGGUGGAGUAGCAAUUGAUCGAGUUGAGAAAAGGAGAAACCCCAUGAUUAAAGUUGAAACUGAUUGCACCACAAAUUAUGAAAAUGGCAAGUACAAAAGGUUGAAGACUGGUGGGCAGGUUACUCAAAGGCCUUUAAAUUCAUCUUCAAGGUCUCUUGAAGCUGCUAACAGGUUCACCCCAAAGAAUCCAUCCUUCAGAGCCACUUUGGGGUCAACACCCCUGAUAUUGCAUGUACCAGUUACAUUUGCCCGGAGUUUCGUCAAAAAGAGGAAGCAAACCGUGAAUCUUCAGGUCAGAGAGAGAUCGUGGCCUGUGAAUUUGAUUGGUCAUACUAAAGAAUCAGGAGCUAAACUUUGUGGUGGCUGGCGUGAAUUUGUGACGGAAAAUUGUUUGAUGGAAGGAGAUGUUUGUAUAUUUGAGCUCAUUGAGAGAAAUGACAUUGUACUGAAAGUUCACAUUUUCAGAUGUUGA
Molecule: messenger RNA, 1353 nt
Organism: Prunus armeniaca (apricot)
Lineage: Eukaryota; Viridiplantae; Streptophyta; Magnoliopsida; Rosales; Rosaceae
Source: the annotation of a GenBank genome assembly